AGGCAAAUUUGCCGCUGUUCGCCGGGCGAUACACAAAAACUCUGGAGUUCAUUUUGCAGCGAAAUUUCUGAAACGGCGAAGACGUGCCCAAUCGUCCGAUAAAGAAAUCAAACAUGAAAUAGCCGUGCUCAUGCUGUGUAAUGAUGCCGAUAAUAUUGUCAAAUUAAAUGCUGUGCAUGAAUCACGUUCGGAUACAGCGCUUUUAUUAGAUUUAGCGACUGGCGGUGAACUACAAACAUUUCUGGACAACGAAGAGUGUCUGAACGAGGGCCAGGCACGCAUUUGCAUGCGUGAAGUACUUAAAGCAUUACAAUUUUUGCACAAACGAUCCAUUGUUCAUUUAGAUUUAAAACCACAAAAUAUACUUUUAAGCGGAGAACGUAUUGAAGAUGGUCUAAAAUUGUGUGAUUUUGGCAUUUCACGCGUUGUUACCGAGGGUACCAAUGUACGUGAAAUUGUCGGCACCCCCGAUUAUGUGGCCCCCGAAGUCCUACAGUAUGAACCCUUAUCCCUGGCCACCGACAUUUGGUCGGUGGGUGUUCUAACCUAUGUCCUGUUGACGGGUUUUUCACCGUUUGGCGGUGAAACCAAACAGGAAACCUUCCUUAAUAUAUCACAAUGUGCACUAACAUUUCCGGAUAAAUUAUUUGGAGGCGUCUCAUCGGCAGCCAUUGAUUUUAUGCGCAAAGCAUUGCGAAUAAAGCCAGGAGAUCGCAUGACUGCUGCAGGAUGUCUCGAACACAUUUGGCUUAAAGACGAAUGUAGCAUCGAUAGACAUAUUUUCAAUACUAAACUCAGCAAUAAGCAGCAAUUGGAACACGACGAUGAGGAAGAUGACGAAGUUGACGAUGAGGAGUUGGAUAGCGAUGAUCAUGCCGUAGCUGUCGAAGAAGAAGACAUCAUUGACAAUGUGUCAGCAGAGGAGCAGGAGCAGCAGCAGCAGCAAGUAGAUUUAGCCCACAAGAGCAUUGUUGAGGAUCAUCAUGAGGUAGUACAUGAAGAAAUUGGAAAUGUUAAAGAUAAACCCCAGGCAAUAAGUGUAGACAAUUCCGAAGAAGAAGAGGAAGUUGAUGAUGAUGAUGAUUUAUUGAACAACAGCAACACCACCACCACCACCACCAACACCAACACUAAUACCACCACUUAUCAGAAAUACAACAACACAAAUGGCCAUAGCAAUGGUUACACUACUUCAUCUAGCACAAUCAACUCAAGCACCUCCAACACCAAUGGCCAUGCCAGGAAUCAUUUAAAUGGUCAUCACAUCAAUGGUCAUGCAAAUGGCCUAACCAAUGGCCAUGCGUCCUCUUCAAAUGGUUUUGGCAAAAUUUCCGAUGACAAGACCUCAUCCCAGCUAGGCACAAAUGGCACAAUGUCAUCCUUUCUAAAGUCUCCCAAAUCGUUGGGCACAGCCACAGCCACAACAAAGACCACGGCGGUCCAUAAUGUGCCAGCAGCAACAAAAGCCAUUACCAUACCCCUAAGCAGUGUACAACAACACCAACAUUUUACAUCGUCAACAAUGUCAACAACACCGCCGCCGGACCAACAACAGUUUCUUCACAUACCAGCCAGACGCCAAUCGUCCGAUUCCAAUAAAGAAAACACCUUUCUGACCACCAAGAAAAUUUCACCCUCUACCAAUGGCAUUAGCAGCGGCAGCAGCGUAGGCGGCGUCGGUGGCAUUAAGAAACCCCAUUUAACAGUAAAACAACAGUCCAAUACCACAACCACAGCAACAAUUCUCAUCAAUCCCACAGCAAUGGGCAAUUCCUCUUCUAUGAUACCCUCUAAUAUUGUGGCCACCAUAACUUUACCCUCCCAUGCUUCCAUAGCAUGUCAGAAUUCCUCCACAUCCGCUUCCCUAAGUGUUGUUAGUCCAAAUACAGCUGCAACCACAACAGCAGCAACUACUAAUGGCACCACCAACAAUCAUAAUUCUUUUUUCCCAGAUGCUCCUACUACACCCAAAGUUAUACGCAAGGCACCAAAUUCGGACACAUCUCCCACCUCGGUUAAGGCUUUAGUGAAGAAAUUCCAAUUGGAGGGUGGCGAACAGCCCAUGAACCCACCAGAAUUUGCCACGAACGGUAGCAGCGGCGGCCUUAAGCCAACGGCCAUUGCUACGACGAACCACACCACAACGAUGAAAACAAACGAAACGAAAACGAAAUUCAUCAAUGGCAGACCAUCGUUGCAGAAUCCUCCGACACAGCAUUCAACGGCCAUUACCAUCAACAAUGCUUUGAGACGAGCCUCCGAGCCCAUAACGGCCAUACACAGCGUUAAGAAGUUGGGCAGUACAACAACAACAACAUCGGCUGGCCCUGUUUCUAUACCGCCACCGCUAUUGGCCAGCAGUAAUAAUUUAAAAACACAGUGUGUUUAUUGUAAUUCCUGUAAUGCAAUAACAAAUGCGGCUGGCAUUACAACAAUAACGGCAAACAAUGGAUGCAGGCAUCCCUCGUCCAAUGCAGGAGUAGGAGCAGCAGUAGCUGCAACAGUGACAACAAAUGCGGUACACAAGAACGGUGUUGCCUCGCCCUUUAGCCACAGUACCAAAUCAUUGAUCAAUGGAGGCGGCAGCAGCAGCAGCAAUGGUAGUCUUACCAGUUCCAGUAGCAAUGCCACCAACACCUCAACAACAUCAUCAAAUGCUUUACUAUUCAAUGGUGGUGGUUCCAACAGCAGCAACAACAACAACACCUCGUCCUCUCACCACUCCCAUCAUCAUCCGGGCCACCACCACCAUCACUCGCAUCACCAUCCGCCCCAUCAUCAUCUGCACCAUCACGGUGUGGUGAAGAGUGCUGGCGCUGCCACAAAUGGUUUGAGUCUAGAUCAGGGUAUUAUCUGUUAGCUAAGGGCCUCUAGGGCGCGAAGGAAUGCCAAAAGUUUCUUUCAUCGUUUCUUGUGUUGCAUGUAGUAUAGGGAGAACAAAACGAGCAUUAAUAAAAACCAUAAAAAUAGUAAUAUUAGUAGUUAUACGCAUUACUAUAGAAAUUAUUUAACGAAAAGAAAAAAGUAUUUUAGUUACUUUUUAUGUUGUACAGAUGGUGGCGGUGUAGCCUAUGAAGAAUUUGUUUAGAGUGAUUGGCCAGCAAAGAAAAAUAGGGAGUUUUCUAUUUAAUUUAGCAGAAAUAAUGAGAAGAAUGUGUAUUUGUAUUGUGGAGUAAGAAACGUAAUGAAGAAAGUUUGACAUUUGUCAUUCACUUUGUUUGGGUUAAGCCUUUUCUUAAUUUACAAUUUUUGUAAUCAUCCCCUCUUCGUCGGCUGAUACUGAAAUUAAAGUGGUGAUGGAUGUGCAAAAUUUUGGGGAUUUAUUAGCCAGUAUUUUAAAGUAGAGGGAAAUCAAAUUAGUUUUUUUACCUAAAAAUUGGGUAAAUCAGAAACCUUGCGGUUGACAGCAAAUUGGGGGGAGUUUUAAACCUGUCCAGCAUAUUAUGUGGAAACAUUUUAUUGAGGGAAAAUUUCAUUCUUUAAUAUCCUUUAUUAGGGAGGGAAAAGUUAAAUAAAAUCCAAAAUAGUUACCCAUGAAAAACAAAAUGAAAAAUAUUGGAAGAUUCAAAUGAGCUAAAACAAUACAAAUGAAAUGAAUACACAUCGAAGAUAUCAAUAUGUUAUGAGCAGCAUAUAAUUUAUAAACUGAAAAUAUAUGUACUACUAAAUUCCGGCAGAGAUUCAAAUUCUUCCCAUUCAAUUAAAACAAUAUCAUAUAUAUUUGAAAUCAGUUUUUUAUAUAUAUUCCAAGAGACCCAAUCUUCAUUUUAUGCAAAUGUAAAUUGAAUUCUAGACAUGAUACAAAUUAAUGAACACACAUCGAACCAAUAUCAACAUGUAAUGAAGAGCACAUAAUUAUAAAUUGGAAGUAAUUGGAUGCCUAGUAGAAAUUCAAAACCUUCCCAUUUAGUUAGAAAAAAUAUUUUAUAUUUAAAAUCUAUGUUUUUAGCAUAUUUUACGAAAAUGUAAAUUGAGUUAUUUAUCUAAAUUGGACCCCCAGCAUAAGAAUAUUAUUUUAAAAUCAAUAAUGCGUUCGCCGAAGUUAGGGUAUUUAAUUUGAUAUUUUCACUUUUAAAAUGUUUUGCUAAAGAUGACCAUUCUUUAAAGAAUCCUUUUGUGACUAAUUGAAAAAUUGUGUAGCAAUUACAACACUACAUGUGAAAUAUAUUGAUCUUAGAUCCACGAUAUCACAUAAAGAUCUUAGCUGAGUUAAGCUGUGUGUCCAUCCGUCGGUCCAUGUAAAUUUGUAAUCACGCUACAGGCACAAUUAUCGUUCUAUCCUCACAACAUUUUGCAUAUUUAGGGGAUGUAACGGAUGGACCAAAAACUUAAAAAUUUUCAAAUUUUUCAAUCGCUGUACAGCUCACAAUUUAAGACCAAUCAAGCAUUAGUUUAGAGUUUAGGACAGGGACGAAGUCUUGCAUUUUGGAUGGCCAUCAGAUACUAUUUAGCGGGUAAAGUAGACCUCAACUUUUGUGUGCAAAGAAUACCUAUCACUACAACAGAGAACAUAAAUAAAGGGCAAAUGUCACCGAUUAGGUCUGCAUGGCAACAUUGAAAAAACUACAAAAAUGGAUUUAGGUUCAAAUAGGUUUUUCAAUAUAUUUUAAAUCAAUUCUAAUUCUAAAUCUAAUGUUCUUGAUUCUCAUACUGCCCAUUACGUAAACAUUCCGAAUUUCUCAAAAUAUGCCAUAUAUUGUAAAACCGAAUCCGAGGGCCCAUUUCCUCCAUAACUUUUAUUUUGAAUUAAAAUGUUAAUUUGAAUCCAUUUUUAAAUCUGUCAAGUGUAGCGAUUUUAGGCUAUUUUGAAAACUUAUUAUUUCUUUCUAAAUCAAAGUUGAAUCUAUUUUGAAAAUAUAAACUAUUAUUUUAAAUAAAGUCUCUUAAAAUUUCAUAUCGUACUGUUCAUCACAUCUGUUACCAUAAGCCAUUGGAGCCUCGUGCUUCAAAAUGAAGUUAUUCAAAUUGUUUGAGACACAUCCGAUUUAUACGUCCGUGACAGUAAAAUGUUUUUUUAUUUCCUCAGAAUAUUUAUUCCAGACAUAAUCCAAAAAUAGGUGGGAGUCCUCCGAAAUGGUCAGUUUUUAGACAUAUAUCUUAGGCAUACAUUCAUGUAAAGAAGUUGGUUUUUUAAUAUUUACUCAAAAUAUAUAUUUCCAGACAUUGAACUUGGGCAGGACUUCUUUUCAAUUAAGCAUGUGCCAAGGGAUGCGAUUUGAUGGCAAAGUCAAAUAUGUUAGAUAUUUUUAUGUUGUACAAAUCUCCCUUGCUGAGUCAAAUUAUUUACUUUAAAAAUAGAAUGUGCAAGUUGUACUCCAAAAAUUUUAGAUUCGCAUAGGGCAAAUGAUUCUCUUCAAAAAAAAAUUCAAAAAAAUACAGGGUAUAUCAAAAAAAUGCGUAAAAUGUAAUUCGAAAUAAAAAAGCAGAUUUCCGAAAAUGGUUAGUUUUUAUGAUAGUUGUACCCCAAUGAUGUUCUGUUCAUGGAAUUUUGAAUUUAUAUUAAAUUUGGAAUUUAGCUAAUUUAAAGAAAGGAAAAAUUACCUUGAACUUGGCCAGGACUUCUUUUCAGGCAAACAUUUUCAAAAGGAUGAGAUUUGAGAUAUAGCCAAACAUGUUGUAUAAUUAAAUUGAUUGUGUGUUUAAAUUUGAUUUCAAUUACUGCGUAAAAUUAUUUACUUAAACAAUAUUGAUAUACAUAUUGAACUCCAUCGAUUUGAGAUGUGUAUAGGGCAAAGGAUAAUCUUCAAUAAAAAUUCAAAUAAUAUUGGGUAUACCAAACAUAAUUUUACAAAAAGGAAUUUGGAAAUAAAAAAGCAGCUUUCAAAAAAAUUUUAGUUGGUGUGGCAUUAGUGCCCCAAGAUAUGUCCUGUUCAUGGCAUUUUAAAAUUAAAUUCGGAAUUUAGCUGAUAUAAAGAAAGGGCAAAAUAACUUGAGCUUGGGCAGAACCUAUUUUUAGGCAAACAUUUUCUAAGGAUGAAAUUUGAUAGCAUGGUCAAAUAUGGCGUUAAAUUGGAUUGAAUGUGUGUACAAAUUUGAUUCCAAUUGGUAAAAUAUGUACUUAAAAUAAAGACAAGCAUUUUGAGCUCCAUCGAAAAAUUCCAAUGUAAUUCAAAAGCAACUCUCCCAAAAUAUUUAGUUAUUGGGACAUUAGUACCCCAAGGAUGUUCUGUUCAAGACAUUUUGAAAUCAAAUUAAAUUCAAAGUUUAGCUACAUAACAAACUUUAGCUGGUUAACUAAAGUAUAUACGAAAGAAAUAUAUAAGAAAAAUCCCCACUUACUUCCAAUACAAAUUACACUUCUGAAAUAAAUAAAAUAAAUAUCCCCAGGGCCAAAUUUUAAAGGUCAUUUCUAAACAAAUUUCUGCUCAUACAUAAAACAAAUGGUAAUGAAAAAGAAAAACAAAAACCCCUCUAAACAAGUUUUAGUUUAAAGUGUAAAAUAAUUAAAAUGAAUUAGUUAUUGAGAUAAUACAAGAAAGAAAAAAAAACAAAGGAAUACAAGCAAAGAAGAAAGAAAACCAGUAUGUACUUUAAAAUACUUUCUAUUUCUCUCUCCUCCCCCUGAUUGCAUCCCACCAACAUCCUCCCACAAAUUCCUUUCAUAUUUAGAAUAACAUAUCAAUCUAAAAAACAAAACAACAAUUUUAAUGUUUUAUUUUCCCACUUUCCUUGUGAUCACAAUUUCCCCAAAUUAAUCCCCCAUCCAAAAUUUCCUAAAGGUCUCUUAUUUGUGUGAUUUCAUCUAUAUAUUUUUUAUUAUAAUUAUAAAAUUAGUUUCAUUCUCUUCUAUAUAUUUUCAAUGUUUACUGCAUAAUUAAUUUUCGUCUUUUUUUAAGCUUAUCAAACAAAAAGAUUUACUAUAUAUUUUUGUCUUUAUUUUUUUUUUAAAUAUUAAAAAUAUUAUUAUUUGCUUUGGAGUAUGAUAAUUCUUUAUUUCAUUUAAACAAAAAUACCCUCCAUUUUUUUAAAUAUUGCUAUUUUUAAAAAAAAAUAAGUUUAUAUGUUGUACUGCUUAUGUUUUGUCAUGCAUUUGUUCAAUCGACAUAUGUCUACAAAGUAUUCCAAGUGGAGAACGACGGAAACUUUAUUAACAUUAUUUUGGGAAUUCUUAAUAAAAAAAUAAAUAUCGGAAGAAACAAAAAAUGGAAAC
This is a messenger RNA of Musca domestica (house fly), 7150 nucleotides long. RefSeq names its product death-associated protein kinase related-like. The record is from RefSeq and is a predicted model, not a curated record. Gene Ontology annotation, cellular component: nucleus. Lineage: Eukaryota; Metazoa; Arthropoda; Insecta; Diptera; Muscidae. Gene Ontology annotation, molecular function: protein serine/threonine kinase activity; ATP binding. Gene Ontology annotation, biological process: intracellular signal transduction; protein phosphorylation; positive regulation of apoptotic process.